Molecule: messenger RNA, 7778 nt
Organism: Clupea harengus (Atlantic herring)
Lineage: Eukaryota; Metazoa; Chordata; Actinopteri; Clupeiformes; Clupeidae
Gene: heatr5b
Product: HEAT repeat containing 5B
Biological process (GO): endocytosis; intracellular protein localization; retrograde transport, endosome to Golgi
Cellular component (GO): Golgi apparatus; endocytic vesicle; membrane
Source: RefSeq, a predicted model, not a curated record
GUGGCAGUAUUGGACUUUUCCCAGUUGUCAGUGUGCGACCCGUGCUACAGAGUGUUGUUUUACAAACGCGCUGUCAUUUGUUUCUCACACUGUACGAAAGACUAAACCUAUCUGACUGGCUUGAUUCAUUUUCUGGGGCUCGCUAACAAGGAUGAGGAGCUAGCUAGCUAGACCAGUCCAUUUUGGCCUGUCAGAUAGAUGUCUUUUAGUUGUCUGAUGUGAAAUUCUGUAUGAAAACGAUUUCAUUUGGGUUAUUGAGCGAAUUAAAACAUAUCUAUGAAAACGUGGUGACACCUGCAUCGUCAUAUUCAUUUCAACAUCGCUAUUUAAUCUAACUAGCCACCUAGCUGAAGCGAUGAUUGUUUGGAACUAACCCGUUCCUUUAGAGGGUAAUGCUAAUACGGUGCUGCAGUGAUCUUGCCGUUGUAAUGGGUCCAAUCUCAAUAAGUAUCGUCUGAAGAAGCUCUGAAGUCUCAGAGCUGUAGGCCACUUGUGGUGUCCCCAGAUGGAGCUGGCACACAGCUUGCUGCUCAAUGAAGAUGCCCUGGCCCAGAUCACUGAGGCCAAGAGGCCUGUCUUCAUCUUUGAGUGGCUUCGCUUCCUAGACAAAGUACUUGUAGCAGCAAACAAGGUUGAUGUGAAGGAGAAACAGAAGAAAUUGGUGGAGCAGCUGACUGGUCUGAUCAGCAGCGCUCCCGGUCCACCCACCCGCAAGCUUCUGGCCAAGAACCUGGCCACCCUCUACAGCAUUGGAGACACAUUCACUGUCUUCCAAACCCUAGACAAGUGUAAUGACAUCAUCAAGAGCAAAGAUGACACACCAGCCUACCUACCGACUAAACUUGCUGCAGUGGCAUGUGUGGGGGCCUUUUAUGAGAAGAUGGGCAGGAUGCUGGGCAGCUCUUUCCCAGACACCAUCAACAACCUUCUCAAGGCAUUGAAGAGUGCAGAGUCCCAGGGGCGCGGGGAGAUCCUGCUCAGUCUGCAGAAGGUCCUCCACGGAUUGGGUGGGGCCGCUGCCUCCUGUCACAGGGACAUCUACAAGAAUGCCCGCUCCCUACUCACUGACCGCUCCAUGGCUGUCCGCUGUGCUGUGGCCAAGUGCCUGUUGGAGCUGCAAAAUGAGGCUGUGUUCAUGUGGACCACAGAGCUUGAGAAUGUUGCCACUCUGUGCUUUAAGGCACUGGAAGGCUCCAACUACGGUGUGCGGGUUGCCGUGUCCAAGCUGCUGGGUACCGUCAUGGCAACCGCACUGAUGCCCAAGCAGGCAACAGUGAUGCGUCAGAAUGUGAAGCGGGCAACACUAGAGGAGGUGCUGGAGCUGAUGGCUACGGGCUUCCUGCGCGGAGGCUCUGGCUUCCUGAAGAGCGGCGGCGAGAUGCUGAAGGGAGGGGGCUCCGUCAGCAGGGAGGUGCGGGUGGGCGUCACACAGGCAUACGUGGUGUUUGUGACCACGCUUGGCGGCCAGUGGCUCGAGCGCAACUUCGCCACCUUCCUGUCGCACGUGCUGGAGCUGGUGGCGCACCAGCGGGCCACGCAGACGCACGUGGAGGCUGUGUACUCGCGCCGCUGCGUCUCCUUUGCCCUGCGCGCCACCCUGGGCGGGCUGCUGGGCGAGAAGGCCCAGAUCGCCGCUGCCAAGGAGAUCUGCCAGGCCAUCAGCAAGCAGAUGCGGGCAGUGGGUAAGGAGGGAGAUGGUAGUGGUGGGGGGGAGGUGUCCAGGCUCAGAGCACUGCAGAAAGCGGUGGUGAACGACUCCAGCGGGGAGAACAAGGCGGGUGCGGCGGACGUGUCUGCCAGUCAGCAUGUGAUGGUGUGUGCCCUGAAGGAGCUGGGCAGCCUGGUGCAGAGCCUCAGUGCCACCUCCUCACCAAUCAUACAGGAGCCCUCCAUUGGUCUCCUGGAGACGGUUACAUCGGUGCUGCUGCAUCCCAGCAUGGCUGCGCGUCUGGCGGCCGCUUGGUGCCUGCGCUGCGUUGCCGUGGCACUCCCUUAUCAGCUGACGCCGCUGCUGGACCGCUGCGCAGAGCGCAUCAACAACCUGAAGAGCUCGCCCGAGGCUGUCAGUGGCUACAGCUUCGCCAUGGCCGCCCUGCUCGGAGGCGUGCACACGUGUCCCCUCGGCAUUCCCCACUCCAAGGGCAAGAUGGUGGUCAGUAUAGCAGAGGACCUGUUGCGCACUGCGUCCCAGAACAGUCGUCUCUCCCUGCAGCGCACACAGGCUGGCUGGCUGCUGCUGGGGGCCCUCAUGACCUUAGGCCCCUCUGUGGUGAGGUACCACCUGCCCAAGAUGCUGUUGCUGUGGCGGAACGUGUUCCCUCGCUCUCAGAAAGAGCUGGAGGCAGAGAAAGCCCGCGGAGACUCCUUCAGCUGGCAGGUCACCUUGGAAGGGCGUGCUGGUGCACUCUGUGCCAUGCGGAGCUUUGUGGCCCACUGCCCAGAGCUGCUCACCGAGGAUGUGAUCCGGAGACUCAUGACCCCGAUCGAAUGUGCCAUGACCAUGAUGUCACAUGUGCCUGCGGUCAUUAAGGUGCAUGGUGCCCACCUAAAGGCCAGUGCUGCCAUGGUGAGACUAAGGCUGUAUGACAUCCUCGCUCUGCUGCCACCCAAGACCUAUGAAGGCAGCUUUAAUGCUUUACUAAGGGAGCUCGUAGCAGAGUUCACCCUGACGGACAACUCCGCCAACACCACCACCUCCCUGCUGCGCUCCCUCUGUCACUAUGACGACAGCGUGCUCAUGGGCUCCUGGCUUCAAGAGACCGACCACAAAUCCAUCGAGGAUCAGCUGCAGCCCAACAGCGCCUCAGGCAGUGGCGCCCUGGAGCACGACCCCUCCUCCAUCUACCUACGCGUACCUGUGGGCGAGGUCAUCCCUGGGCCCCUCCCUUUGGGCGUGUCCGUCAUUGAUGCCUCAGUGGCCCUGUUUGGUGUGGUCUUCCCUCACGUCUCCUUCAAACACAGGCUGCAGAUGCUGGACCACUUUGCCGAGUGCAUCAAGCAGGCCAAGGGAGUUCGCCAGCAGGCCGUACAGCUCAACAUAUUUACAGCAGUUCUGAGCGCGCUCAAGGGCCUGGCAGAGAACAAGAGCACCUUGGGCCCAGAGGAGGUGCGGAAGUCAGCCCUGGCGCUGGUGAUGGGGGCGCUGGACAACCCUAACCCCAUCCUUCGCUGCGCUGCCGGGGAGGCUCUGGGGAGGAUGGCACAGGUGGUGGGUGAGGCCACCUUCAUCGCCAGGAUGGCACAGGACAGCUUCGAUAAGCUGAAGUCUGCUCGUGACGUGGUGUCGAGGACGGGCCACUCUCUGGCUCUGGGCUGCCUGCACCGGUAUGUGGGUGGCAUCGGCUCGGGGCAGCACCUGAAGACCAGCGUCAGCAUCCUGCUGGCUCUGGCUCAGGACGGCACCUCGCACGAAGUCCAGACGUGGGCCCUGCACUCGCUGGCUCUGAUUGUGGACUCCAGCGGGCCCAUGUACCGGGGCUACGUGGAGCCCACGCUGUCCCUGGUGCUGACCCUGCUCCUGACUGUGCCCCCCUCCCACACCGAGGUGCACCAGUGCCUGGGCCGCUGCCUGGGGGCCCUCAUCACCACCGUUGGCCCCGAGCUGCAGGGUAAUGGAGCCACCAUCUCCACCAUCCGCUCGUCAUGUCUGGUGGGAUGUGCCAUCAUGCAGGACCACUCCGACUCGCUGGUGCAGGCGGCCGCCAUCUCCUGCCUACAGCAGCUGCACAUGUUCGCCCCCCGUCAUGUCAACCUGUCCAGCCUCGUGCCCUGCCUCUGCGUGCACCUGUGCAGCUCUCACCUGCUGCUACGGCGCGCUGCAGUGGCCUGCCUGAGGCAGCUGGUCCAGAGGGAGGCGGCUGAGGUGUGUGAGUACGCCAUGAGCCUGGCCAAGAAGUCCGGGGACCGCAAGGACAGCGGCACCAUCAAUCUGAACAUCACGGAGACGGGUCUGGAGGGGGUUCUGUUCGGCAUGCUGGACCGGGAGACGGACAAGAAGCUCUGCUCGGACAUCCACGACACGCUCGGCCACAUGCUGUCCUCUCUGGCCGUGCAGAAGCUGCCCCACUGGCUCAAGCUGUGCAAGGACGUGCUGGCCGCCACCACAGAUGUAGGAGGGGCUGUUGGCUUCGAGAUGGGGAAGGAGGAAGAAGACUCUGAGAAGAAGGACGAAACGGACGAUGACACCAUGUUUACCUCCCUGGGAGAAGACGACAAGUCCAAGGCCUCCGUCGCCCCCCGCUGGGUGACGCGGGUAUUUGCGGCCGACUGCCUGUGCCGCAUCAUCCACCUGUGCGAGAACGCCGACAAGGCCCACUUCGACCUGGCCACUGCCCGCUCGGCCAAAUCCAAAAACCCCAAAGGUGACCUGCUGGUGCUUCACCUGAAUGAUCUCAUCCGAAUGGCAUUCAUGGCCGCCACAGACAACAGCAACCAGCUGCGCAUGGCCGGCCUGCAGGCCCUGGAGGACAUCAUCAAGAAGUUCGCCUCUGUGCCCGAACCCGAGUUCCCCGGCCACGUCAUCCUGGAGCAGUACCAGGCCAAUGUUGGGGCUGCACUGCGACCUGCCUUUUCCCCUGACACACCGUCUGACAUCACCGCCAAGGCCUGCCAGGUGUGCAGCACCUGGAUUGGCAGUGGCGUGGUCAGUGACCUGAACGACCUGCGGCGCGUGCACAACCUGCUCGUGUCCUCCCUGGAUAAGGUUCAGGCUGGGAAGGGCUCCUCCAGCCAGCUGUACAGUGAGAGCGCCACAACCAUGGAGAAACUGGCCGUACUGAAAGCCUGGGCUGAGGUGUUUGUGGUCGCCAUGAAGAUUAAGAAGGAGGCGGAGUCCCGGCCGGCGCGCCCGUCAAAGAGCGACGAGGUAGAUGAGGAUGAGGACUCGGACGAGGAGACGGGCAUCCUGCCGCCAGACAGCCUGAUCACCCUGGUGCAGCCCGAGCUGCCCGCCCUAAGCCGCCUGUGGCUGGCCGCGCUGAGGGACUAUGCCCUGCUCACGCUGCCCGCAGAGUUUGCCAGCCAGCUCCCACCUGAUGGUGGGGCCUUCUACACUCCAGAGACCAUAGACACAGCCCGCCUGCACUACCGGAACUCCUGGGCCCCCAUCCUGCACGCAGUGGCCCUCUGGCUCCACAGCACCGGGUUUGGAUCUGUCGAGGGCUCGGAGGAGGCCCCCUCUGCCCCUCUCAAAGUCCCCGGGCCUGCCGUUUACCCGCCGCUCGGACAGGGCCCUAACAAGAGCCAGGAGGAACUAGUGAAGGAGCGCAUGCAUCUGCUUCUAGGCAUCAGCAUUGAGUUCCUGUGCUUCCCGCGGCCCGAGGAGCCCAUAGAGCACGUCAUGUCCUGCCUGCAGGCCCUCUGCACCCUGCUGGACUCCCCCUGCGCCCGCCAGCACAUCGCCCAGGACCAGCUGUUGGCAGUGGAGCUGCUGAACGUGCUGCACAGGCUGCUGCUGACGUGCGACCCGCCCAGUGUGCAGCUGCAGGCAACUGCAUUGGUGCAGGAGAUCAUACACGCCGCUCUAGACCACCUGCAGCUCCAGUGCUCCAGCUCCAGUGUGGAGGAGGGAGGGGAGAAGGAGUCGGCCUCGACCCUGGGGGAGGGCAGCGACAGCGGGGAGCUGCUCCCAGGGAAAUCACUGGUGUUUGCCGCCAUGGAGCUGCUGGUGUUCAUUCUGAUGCGCCACCUGCCCCAGCUGAACGCACGCACCAGCGACUCGCCCAGCCACCUGCAGUACCGGCCCCACAGCCUCUCCGAGGACAGCACUCGUCUGGUGGCCGCCACCGUCGCCAUACUGGCCGAGCUGCCCGCCCUCUGCUCUCCAGCAGGAAGCAUGACGAUCCUACCCACCGUGCUGUUCCUGAUCACGGGCGUCCUGAGGGAGACCGCGCUGAAGACUCCGGAUAACUCCGUGCCUGUGCCCGCCUCCGCCGCCCUGCAGGGCAUCAAGACCAUCAUCACAUCCCCGCUGGCGCGAGUAGAGAAGACGCACACACAGUGGACCAGCCUGGUCAGGAGCAGCCUGGCUUCUGUGUUGGAAUAUGCUCAACCUGAUGAGUCUCGGCCCGUCGUGGACGAGGUGAGCAUGCUGACAGCCAUCACCCUCUUCCUGCUGUCAGCCAGCUCAGAGCUGCUGGGCGUCACCGCCCUCCAGAAGGGCUGCAUGGACCGCUUCCGCAAUGCCCUCAACUCCAGCGACCCAUGGGUGCAGGCCCGCUGCUACCAACUGCUGUUGUCAGUGUUCCAGCACUCCAGUCGAGCUCUCUCCACACCUUACAUCCAUGCUCUGGCUCCGCUGCUGGUGGAGAAGCUGAAGGCGGUGGAGCGCAGCAGGCCCAGCACCCCCGCAGAGCUGCAGGCCGUCCAGGAGGGAGUGAAGGUCCUGGAGAACCUGGUGGCCAUGGGAGAGGAACAGAACCGAGUCCAGUUGCUGGCGCUCCUUGUCCCCACCCUGGUGUCAUACCUGCUAGACGAGAACGCCUUCUCCUCAGCUGAUCCGGCCUCCAAAGGGUUGCACGACUUUGCUCUGCAGGACCUGAUGCGCAUCGGCCCGCUGUACCCAGCCGCCUUCAAGACUGUGAUUGGGGCGGCGCCGGAGCUCAAGACCCGCCUGGAGACGGCCAUCCGAGCCAAUCAGGCCAGCAGCAAGGCCAAGGAAGCAGCCAGACUGGCCCAGCCCACAGUGCAGGCCGCACCCACCAUCAAACUCAAGACGAGCUUCUUCUGAAGAGAGAUCUCAUCUUUUCAUUCCCACUAACAUUGCUGUGUUUUACUGUGUUUUCACAUCUUUCGCUGGAUUCUUUGUGUAUGUGUGUGACAGAGAGUGUCUGUAGCCAUUCCUCUGAGCUCCUGAGAGUGCCGCCACCCCGAAAGUGGAAAUAAUAUAUAUGUGUAAAUAUGGAAUAAAGGGCCUUUUUAAUAUUGUGUGUCAGAGGAUAUAUGAAAGCAUUUUAGGGGAGCAUUUUCAUGUGCUUGUGGCAUUGAAUUUGCAAAGGGAUUUUUAUUGUGGAAUCUCAUUUUUCCAGAAUGUUCUUUUUUCCAACCAGAGUCAUUCGGAGCACUGCAUUAUAAAUUGUAAUGAAUAGGACAUUUUUUCAUGAGUGCACAUUUGAAAGCCCUAUAUCAUGAUGAUGUAAUUUUCCUCCUCUCGAUGAAUCACUGACCUGUUAAACUUUAAUUGUCACUGUAUUUUGUUCUAUCCUUGUUAUUUUGUCUUGCUUAUUGGUUUAAAGGCCUCCUUGCUUAUCUGUCCCAUCUAGAUGCCUUAGGUUUGUUUUUUGACAUUCACUCCUGAGUUACUUUUUAAAAGAAAUCAUAUCGCAGGCAAUUUCAGAUAGCUUUGAGUCAAGUAUAGUUAGUCUAACUUUACAUGGAAAGACUUGCCAAUGUUACCGUGAAAAAUAGCUUGAAAGGCUCAUGGAAAAGUCUGUUUACAGUUUUCCAUUUCACUUAUGCGGGUACAUUUUCAUAAGAUUUUAUGUCCACUGGAUGCCUUUGUUCUCACUUAUAUUAUAUAAGGCAGUGAGUGUCAAUGCAGCCGGUUUUAUGCAGACUCUUAAUCUGCAGGAUUAAUUUAAGGUGAAGCUAUCCGUAUAAAGACUGGUGGAGCAUUGCUAAUAUUGUUUAUCAAGUGUGUCAGUGAUCAUGCACCGAAAAGAAAGAGUGAGUUUGCACCUUGUCUUUUGCUUUUCAUUUUUUUUUGUUUGUUUUGCUGUUUAUUGUUUCUUGGACGGUGGACCAGAAUGUAAAAUAAAUGAAUGAACAACUGCACAACCACA